Messenger RNA from Moesziomyces antarcticus, 1725 nucleotides. RefSeq names its product squalene monooxygenase. Gene Ontology annotation, cellular component: membrane; endoplasmic reticulum. Lineage: Eukaryota; Fungi; Basidiomycota; Ustilaginomycetes; Ustilaginales; Ustilaginaceae. The record is from RefSeq and is a predicted model, not a curated record. Gene Ontology annotation, biological process: ergosterol biosynthetic process. Gene Ontology annotation, molecular function: squalene monooxygenase activity; flavin adenine dinucleotide binding. The transcript has a single exon. Bases 1 to 1725 code for a protein of 574 amino acids.
AUGGCACCGACAACCGCCAACACACGCCCCGACAUCAUCGUCGUCGGCGCAGGCAUCGUCGGAUCUGCGCUCGCCUACUCCCUCGGCAAGUCCGGUCGCAAGGUCGCCCUCUUCGAGCGUGACUUUGACGAGCCAGACCGCAUCGUCGGCGAGCUCCUCCAGCCCGGCGGCGUACGUGCACUCGCCAAGAUGGGCAUCGUCGACACACUUCAAGACAUCGACGCCGUCCCCGUCGAAGGUUAUCACGUCUUCUACGGUCCUCGCUCCGUGCCCAUUCCCUAUCCCAACGAGAAGCCCGACGAGGCCGGCAGAGGCGUCGUCAGUGCCAGCGGAAAGGUAGAGGGUCGCAGCUUCCACCACGGCAAGUUUGUCCAGUCCUUGCGCAAAAAGGCGCUCCACCAGCCCAACGUCACGCCCUAUGAAGCCACCGUGCGCGACACCCUCAAGGAUGCCAGCGGAACCGUGGUCGGCAUCAGCGCCACCUGGAAGAAGGCUCCCGAGGGACAGUCCGACGCCUUCGAGGUGCGCGCGCCGCUCACCAUCGUCGCCGACGGCUGCUUCUCCAAGUUCAGACGCACCCACGGCAGCUCCAUCCAGCCCACCGUCCGCUCCAACUUUGUCGGCCUCGAGCUCGAGAACGCUCCUCUGCCUGCUCCGCACCACGGUCACGUCGUCCUCUCCAAGAGCGGGCCCGUGCUUCUCUACCAGAUCGGCUCGCGCAGCACGCGCAUCCUCAUCGACGUCGCGGGCGAGAAGCUGCCCUCGGUCGCCAAGGGCGAGCUGCAGAAGCACGUCAACGAAAACGUCAUCCCCCAGCUGCCCGAACAGCUGCGCGAGUGCGUCGCCAACGAGAUGGCCAAGGGCCAACGUCUGCGCAGCAUGCCCAACUCGUUCCUCCCACCCAGCAUGCAGGGCCAGUCGCAGCACGCAAGGGGCGUCAUCGUCGUCGGCGACGCCAUGAACAUGCGCCAUCCGCUCACCGGCGGCGGCAUGACCGUCGGUCUGUGGGAUGCAGUCCACCUCACCGAAGCGCUCGGCGGCUCGGCGUGGACGCCACUUGGCGGCGACGCGCCGGCUCGCAAGCCACUCGAACUCGCCAACUGGACAUCGGUCACGCCGGCGCUCCGCUCCUGGCACUGGAACCGCAAGGGUCUGGCGUCGGUGAUCAACAUCCUGGCGCAGGCGCUGUACAGCCUGUUCGGUGCCGACGACGAGAAUCUCGAGGUGCUGCGCGAGGGAUGCUUCAAGUACUUUGAGAUGGGCGGCGAGUGCGUCAACGGCCCCGUGUCGUUGCUGUCCGGUCUGGCGCCGAGGCCGAUGCUGUUGGUGGGCCACUUUUUCGCCGUGGCGCUGUACAGUAUCUGGGCGCUGUUUGCGCAUGCGCGCUACUACGAGGCCGAGAAGCGUACACGCACACCUUCGGUGCUAGAGUACCCCGCGCUUGUUUGGAGGUCGAUUAUGGUCUUCUGGACGGCGUGUGUCGUGUUGCUGCCCGUGGUGUUUACCGAGAUGAAGGCGAAUGUUCCGCGACUUAGUCCCGCGGCGUCGGCGAAGGGUGCAAAGGGCUCGCAUCGUGGCUUUGUCACGGACAACUUUGGCCUCGUCAGCGCAUCGAUCUUGCUCAUCGGCACGAUCAUGCUCUGGGGAAACGCGCGCGAUCCUGCCACUGCAAGGAAUCUCUCCAACUGGCUCGUGUUUCCCAAAGUGUCAGCUAGACCCAUGUAG